GCAGAUAAGUGUGGCACUAUUAUUAUUAUUGUUGUUAUUGUUAUUGGUCUUUUUCCAUGUCAGGCGCCAGCGGCAACCCGGCGCAGCGGCGCAGCAGCUUCGCAAGCCGCAAAGCGCGCGGCGAACAGGGCGGCACGGCACCCACCAGCAAAAACGAAAAAUCCCACGGCUUUGACGCCCGCCACUACCAUCAAAACGCCAAUAGGCACGGCAUCCACGCCCUCCGCACCUUUGACUGCCCGGUGUGCGACUCCAAGAACACCAUCCGCGUCGACCUCAACUCAAGCCUGCGCGAGGGCACGGUGCGGUGCACCUACUGCAUGUCUCUGCGUCCGAUUCCAGAGGAUAUGCCCUACCCCUACUCCACUUCCUUCGUUCCGUCGCUCGAAAACAAAGCCGAUGUGUUUUUCAAGUUCAACGAGAUGUACAACGCGCUGCUGCAGAAGCAGAUGGGCGGAGACGACGUUGCAGGACCGUCGUCCUCUGGCACGCUGGGAGGACGCAGCGGAGGCAACAACGCGUCGGAGUCGGGCACACGGAAACGUCCGCGCGACGGCGACGAUGCUGAGGAUGGUAGCGGUGGCGUGGCUCAUGGGGAGGAGGAUGGCCUUCUCGGUGGGCUGGCGUUUUACCCCACGGACGCGGAUGGGCUGGACAGCGGAGUGCCUGACUUUGUGGACGGGGCUGCGCUAGCGGCAGGGAAUGCAAACGACCACGGUGUGUACGAAGAUAGCGAUGGCGAGACCAAGAAGGUUGAGGAGACGGUCGAAGAGGCUGGGGACCGUCCUCAGCAAGAAGCGCCGCCGCUGCAAGACGCCGUGGAGGACGACUUGACGGGCGUCGGAAUGGAUGAUGUUGACAUCGCAGAGUUCUUUGCGGACUCGGAUUAG
Messenger RNA from Leptomonas pyrrhocoris, 890 nucleotides. RefSeq lists its product as hypothetical. The record is from RefSeq and is a predicted model, not a curated record. The transcript has a single exon. The coding region runs from base 57 to 890 and encodes 277 amino acids. NCBI's taxonomy places the organism in Eukaryota, Euglenozoa, Kinetoplastea, Trypanosomatida, Trypanosomatidae.